AAACACUUUUGUUGCACCCCUAAGUAGGUCUUCAAAAUGGCUGCAAUCGAUUGAAUGGUUGUGAAAUUAUUCAUUGAUGAAAUAGCUGAUUAUAGUUUGGCUGUUGUGUUGUAGGACUGAGUACUGAUCCUCCAACAGAAACAAGAUGCAGUUCCUACUCCAGCUGUACACGAAACCUGUUGAGUUACUCUGAUUGAAGAAGUAAGACUUGGUAGCUAAGAAACUGCUUCUUGUCAGAAUUUGGCUAAUUUAUGUGUAAGCAGCUCUUAUAAAGGGGGUGAAUUCACAGUUGAACAAAAGCCAUUCAUAUUGAAGGGGAUGAAUGGAGCUCAGCCUCUGAACUCAGCGGGUUCAGAUUUGAGUGUGAAGUCAAAAAUGACCCAGCCCCCUCUAGUCUUAGAUACUGAUGAAUGGGCACAUGUCCCUUUGAUGCCAGCUUGUUCCUUGACCAAAAUUAGUGAAUCUACUGGAUCUGUAAUGUUUUUAUUUUGUUGUAGUUGAGCUAAGUUUUUUUUUUUUUUCCCCUCAGAAUAGUUCGGUCUGAUUCCUUGGCAAAGCUGUGCAGUUCUGUUCAGGGAUUAGCCAGCUGCACAGCCCAAAGGGGAGGGACUCUGCAUUCCUGCCCUGCACCUCUGUGUCAAUAUGCUGAGGGGCCCUCUGAGCUAAUUGGUGCAGAGAGUGACAAAAGGUGGUCUGCUUCAAAAGAGGAAUCCUGGUGAGAUGUUCACACUGGAGAAGAGGAUGAAGUUUGUGAAAACUCCUUUAAAUUCUAGCUUCUCCACGUAUUGUCACUUAUGCGCUGAGGUGCAAACGACCGGUGCUAGUUUUUACUUUUGAUGGACCAGUUAAAACAUGACUGAAUGUUCUUGAGGCAGCAGCAGAACUAAACUUUGGAUGAAGAUGAGCUACAUGCAACUGGAGGAAAGCAUAAUCUCUUACCUCUCACAGAGUGAAACCGGUGACUGCCCCAAAGACUUUAAUGUGGUGGGCAUCCUGCACAGCUUCUGGGAGCAGAAGCAGACAGCUCAGUGUAACGACUCCUCCUCUGAGUCGGACAGGUUCUGUGGGAAGCCUGGCAGCCAUGCAGACGGCCUGCUGUUGUACGAGUCAGCACCUCCGCCUGGUCCCCCCUACGUUUGCUACGUCACUCUGCCGGGAGGAAGCUGCUUUGGCAACUAUAAGGUGUGUGAUACCCAAGCAGAGGCUCGCAGGGACGCAGCUCGUGUGGCUCUAAUGAACUCACUGGUCAACGAGUUGCCAUGUCAGCGCAUCACCGUUGAGUUCAUCACUCACAGUCUGAAUCAAGCCGCCACAGAAAACGCUGUUCCUGUGGAGGACUCGUGCGACUCAAGCACCAGCAUAGGAACCUACAGUUUGCUGCUUCAGUCCUACAUGGGACGGACCAUGCUGGAGUUCCAGGAGAUGAUGACGGUGUUCCAGUUGUUGCACUGGAACGGGACAUUGAAGGCUCUGAGGGAAAAGCAGUGCUCUCGACAGAGUGUGAUUACCUACUACUCCCAGCGAGGGCUGGAUGAGAGCAUGCGAAGCAGCAUGGCUCUGGAUUGGCUUGGGCGGGAGCAGAAGUCACCUGGACUCCUGGCAAUGGAGCUGCAAAUGGCACAGAGAGAGUUGGUGCUGGCGCGACGUCGAGGCAUAGAGCUGCGCUUCUACAAAGAAAAAACAGAGAUCCUCAGCCUGGCCCUCAGUCAAGCAUAUGUUCACCACACACCUGGAGUUUUCAGCCCAACUCCAAGUCACACAGACCAGCAUGAACAGCUGCCUUUACAUGUGUUAUACAGCCAGGAUACAGAUGACCAGAUGUUUCAGCACAAUGGCGUGUUUAAUAAUGCCAUGCAAACUUCCACAGACACACCCGCUAACAGCCCCUUACUAUUUUCACAGUGCAUGUUUGUGCCUUUAUAUAACCCUAAAUACAAUGAAUAGGAAAUAAAAUAAUAUGCAUUGUACAUGACAUCUUUGUGAAUGGUGCAGUGUAAGAGGCAUCGGAAAUCAUAACACAUGUCAAUGGCCAUGAUGUUUUCUGAGUUUUUUAAUUAUAUAUUUUAACAGAAAUGAAGUAACACAUUUUUAAUGAGAAUCAUUAGCACUUUGAAACAAGAAAUUGUUAAAAAUAAAAUGCUAAAUCCUAAAUUCAAAGCAUGCACAGCUUUAACCCUAAAAAGCAGAUUGUUCACAUAACUGUUCCCACACUUGUACUCUAAGACCAUGUUGAAUUUCAUUUUAGCUUUGCUGUUGCUACUAUGUUUUCAUUUGUCUUUUAUAGCACAAAGUGUUGCCUGAAACUUAAAUAAAUUGUUGACAUGU
Messenger RNA from Poecilia reticulata (guppy), 2325 nucleotides. Its product is annotated as protein limb expression 1. Gene Ontology annotation, biological process: autophagosome maturation. NCBI's taxonomy places the organism in Eukaryota, Metazoa, Chordata, Actinopteri, Cyprinodontiformes, Poeciliidae. The record is from RefSeq and is a predicted model, not a curated record. Gene Ontology annotation, cellular component: cytoplasm.